This is a messenger RNA of Micropterus salmoides (largemouth bass), 4856 nucleotides long. It is a transcript of the gene dnm3b, whose product is annotated as dynamin 3b. Gene Ontology annotation, molecular function: microtubule binding; GTPase activity; GTP binding. NCBI's taxonomy places the organism in Eukaryota, Metazoa, Chordata, Actinopteri, Centrarchiformes, Centrarchidae. Gene Ontology annotation, cellular component: cytoplasm; membrane; microtubule. The coding region runs from base 699 to 3203 and encodes 834 amino acids. The transcript has 21 exons. The record is from RefSeq and is a predicted model, not a curated record.
UGAAGGAGCGCAACCACCUCUUCUCUUGCAGCGAUGCGCAGCCGUGCCGCAUGACUCACAACGGCAGAAAUGGCACGGAUGUAAACAGGGGGCGGGCUCAGGUAGGCCUAACCUGUACCUGUCCAGCCAAUGGGACGCCGCGUUUCUCUGCCUUCCUCUCCAAUCCCGCGGUUUUCAUUGGUCCUCCGUCGCGUCGAUAUGGUGUAGGAACGAGGCGCAGCUUCGCAAUUACACCGUGGAACGAGGAGAGGGCGAAAAAAUGAUUAAUCUGUCAUCGAAUUUGUGUUCGGGAUGAGACCACUCUGACAUUCAGCCGACCGUAACGAAACCCACAGGCGAACACAAUUAAUGCACAGGAAUUUGAGAUAAAGCCGAUGCACCGCCAUAGCAGGUGGUGCUUGUAUAAUCGUCCAGGGUCUUGUCGCUUGUCUUUGCUGCCUGAUCUGCGCGUCGUUUCAGCACUGGACAGCGACCGGGACCAUCGGACACCGAAAACACCGAGGGAAUCCUGAGGCGGGUCGGUCCGACCCUCGCUUGGCUCGGGGCAAUGCGCGGCUAGAUGACUUCACUACAUCAACAAGCACCGCGGUAUCCUGGACUAAUAUAGUAGCGCCACAUCCUCUCUCUCUCUCUCUCUCUCUCUCUCUCUCUCUCUCUCUCCAUUCUGCUGAUCCCGAGUCCCUCCGUCUAAAGGCACCAUGGGAAACCGUGGCAUGGAGGAACUGAUCCCGCUGGUCAACAGGCUGCAGGAUGCCUUCAGCUCCAUCGGUCAGGCCUGCAACCUGGACCUGCCGCAGAUCGCAGUGGUUGGCGGUCAGAGCGCAGGAAAGAGCUCCGUGCUGGAGAACUUUGUAGGCAGGGACUUUCUGCCACGUGGAUCUGGCAUUGUCACCCGCAGGCCCCUAGUUCUACAGCUCAUCAGUGCCACUGCAGAAUGGGCUGAAUUCCUCCAUUGCAAAGGGAAGAAGUUCACAGACUUUGAUGAGGUUCGCCAAGAAAUCGAGGCCGAGACGGACCGUGUCACGGGGGCCAACAAAGGCAUAUCUCCUGUCCCCAUCAACCUGCGGGUUUACUCCCCACACGUGCUGAAUCUCACGCUCAUUGACCUGCCGGGAAUCACUAAGGUGCCGGUUGGAGACCAGCCUGUUGACAUCGAGCAACAGAUCAGGGACAUGAUCAUGCAAUUCAUCACCAGAGAGAGCUGCUUGAUCCUGGCCGUCACUCCGGCAAACACUGACCUGGCCAAUUCCGACGCUCUUAAACUGGCAAAGGAUGUUGAUCCACAGGGUCUGAGGACUAUUGGAGUAAUCACCAAACUGGAUUUAAUGGACGAGGGCACAGAUGCCCGAGAUGUACUGGAGAACAAGUUGCUUCCACUGCGAAGAGGUUACAUUGGAGUGGUGAAUCGCAGUCAGAAGGACAUUGAUGGCAAGAAAGAUAUCAAGGCGGCUUUGGAGGCUGAGAGGAAGUUCUUCUUGUCCCACGCAUCAUACAGGCACAUGGCUGAUAAAAUGGGCACCCCACGCCUGCAGAAAGUGCUCAACGAGCAAUUGACCAACCACAUCCGGGAUACCCUGCCAGCUUUUCGCAGCAAGCUGCAGUCCCAGCUGUUGGCUCUGGACAAGGAGGCUGAGGAAUACCGGGGAUACCGACCUGAUGACCCAUCCCGCAAAACCAAGCAGCUGUUGCAGAUGGUGCAGCAGUUCUCUGUGGACUUUGAGAAAAGGAUCGAAGGUUCAGGAGAUCAGGUGGACACAGUGGAGCUGUCUGGUGGAGCAAAGAUCAACCGCAUCUUCCAUGAGCGUUUCCCCUUUGAACUGGUCAAGAUGGAGUGUGACGAGAAAGAGAUGCGUCGCGAGAUCAGUUAUGCCAUAAAGAACAUCCACGGAAUCAGGACCGGACUUUUCACCCCAGACAUGGCGUUUGAGGCCAUUGUGAAGAAGCAGGUCAUAAAGCUGAAGGAGCCCUGUGUCAAGUGUGUGGACAUGGUCAUCCAGGAGCUAAUUAACACCGUGCGCCAGUGCUCCAACAAGCUGGAGUGCUUCCCCAGGCUACGUGAGGAAACUGAGAGAAUUGUAACUUCUCACAUCCGAGACAGAGAGAGUCGGGCCAAAGACCAGGUUCUGCUGUUGAUAGACAUCCAGCUCUCUUACAUCAACACUAACCACGAAGACUUCAUUGGCUUUGCUAAUGCACAGCAGAGGAGCAGUCAGACUAAUAAGAGCCAGAGUUCAGCAGGAAAUCAGGUCAUUCGCAAAGGCUGGUUGACCAUUAACAACAUCAGUAUCAUGAAGGGAGGAGCCAAGGAGUACUGGUUUGUGCUGACUGCUGAGAGCCUCUCCUGGUUCAAGGAUGAUGAGGAGAAAGAGAAGAAGUACAUGCUCCCUCUGGACAACCUGAAGGUCCGCGAUGUGGAGAAGAGUUUCAUGUCCAGCAAGCACAUAUUCUGUAUUUUCAACACGGAGUCAAGGAAUGUGUACAAGGACAAUCGCACUCUGGAGUUGGCCUGUGACUCUCAGGAUGAUGUGGACAGCUGGAAAUCUUCUCUCCUACGUGCCGGGGUCUAUCCUGAGAAGACCGUUACGGUUGAGAGUGAGACCACCACCACCACAGACAACUUCUCCAUGGACCCUCAGCUGGAGCGUAAAGUAGAAACCAUCCGUAACUUGGUGGACUCCUACAUGGCUAUUGUCAACAAGUGCAUUCGUGACCUCAUGCCCAAGACCAUAAUGCAUCUCAUGAUUAACAACGUGAAGGACUUCAUCAAUGCAGAGCUGUUGGCCCAGCUGUACUCUGCUGGUGACCAGAACUCCCUGAUGGACGAGUCCCAGGAGCAGGCCCAGAGGAGGGAUGAGGUGCUGAGAACCCACCAGGCCCUGAAGGAGGCCCUGGGCAUCAUCGGUGAUAUCUCCACGUCCACCAUUACUGUCCCCAUGCCUCCGCCUGUUGACACCUCCUGGAUGGGAGGAUCCAGUGGUGGUCGGAGGUCUCCUCCACCCAGCCCCACUGCCCCUAGAAGGAUGUCUUCAGGCCAACGCCCAGCUCCCCGAGGGGCCCCGCCACCACCGAACCGUCCAGGACCCUUGGGGCCUUUCAAUAACAGUGCUGAUAGCCCUCAGGCUCCCAGCCGCCCUAACAGGGCCCCUCCUAGCAUCCCUAGCCGGCGGCCCCCGCCAUCUCCUACAAGACAAGCCCCACCAUAACCAUGUAAACGGGUUCCUCAUACACUUAUCUCCCUCCCCCAUCCACUUCAUCCUUCCUCUCUUAGCCAUGGCUCUGCUGUCCUGGUCUCUCCUUAGUGCAGCCACUGACGUCUUUGACCCCUUGACCCUCGAUUUCCUGCCAGGUGAAGAUGUCCAUAUAUCUAUGUACAGUAUGGUACUUGUCUUGUGCAGUAUGUGUAUGUGUGCUUGUUGCUCGCCUUUGGUCCAGGUUUGCUUAGCAGAUCCACUACCUAAUAUCAGUCCCUGGAACCUCUUAAAACCCCCCCCACAAACCCCUCACCAAAUCAGCCACUACCCCCACUUGCUGCUUCUACAUAAAAUACGCUCAGCAGUCGUACUGCCCUACUCAUUCCAAAAUGCAGCAUGGCACAUAAGCUGCUUUUAUUGCAUGGGAGUGCGUGUAUGUAGCGUGUGUGCGUGCGUGGGUUUUGUGUGUAUGUAUACAGGGGAGGGACUAAUUUGCCUAUAUGUAGGCUGAGUUUGAUUUAGUAUUGUAUUAAUUUAUUGUAUAAUGCCCCCCUGUGCAGAGUUUAAGAUUAAGUGUUAAUUAUCAGCUUAAUGUUCUCUUAGGAACACAAGUUGUAUCUUAGUAUGUGUGUGUACGAGCGUGCGUGUUUGCGUGCGAGUAAUUCUGUUUAUGUUUGUAAGAGAGCGUGUGAGGAAACGUGUGCAUGUAUUGUCCGUCUGCACGUUUGUUGGCGUUUCAGUUGUAUUUGUUUUCUUGGUCAAAGCUGUUAACGAUGAAUCAUAAAACCCUUGGGGGUAAAUUUCAUGUUGGACUUUUGUGAGUUGUUCCUGUGUUGUAGUAGCAGUCAUACACACAUAGCAAGGCUGAGGAGCACCUUCAGUAUUCUCUAUAUGGAAACAGCCUCAAUAAUGCAUUUAACCCUGUCAUAGGUGUCUACCUGUGCUGUAUCAAUGGUCAAGUUGUGACCCUUGCAGCCUUAAGCUCAGAUUCAGAUGCUGACUGAUGAGAUGGAACUCAAAGAAUUCAACAAAUAACAUGGCAAAACACAAGUUCCUUCUUGAAUGAACAAAGAACAUGCAUUUACAUGUUUCCAUUUAGCCUUUUUCUCAGGUUUGAAACAUGCAACUCCAUGCACAUCACAAACUAGCACUCUUUCUCUUUUUUCAACCCUUCUAGCCUCUUUCAUGUCCUCUUCUCUCACUCAAGCCAGUCAGUGAGUCGGCAUCUGUGUCAGAGCUUAAGGUGGUAUUGUCAAUGUUCAAGUGCUUCUCUGUCAGUUUGUUAUUGUGUAUGUGGGCCUAAACUGUGUUCUGGUGUAUAAAAUGAUAAGGAGAUACUGUUCAUGUGGACUAUAAAGACCUCAUCAAGGAUCCUAGCGCUUUAAUCGUUCUCUGUGUCUCUAUUCACUAAAUGCUCUCUUCUCUCUAAUUUAGACUGCCUUACUGGCAUGGAUUACAAUUCUGUAUUGCCAAAGCUAAAUGUUGAAAGAGAAUUGGGAAGUUGAAAAAAAAUUAAAUCUGCUGAAGACCAAUAAUGAAAUGAUUCCAGUUGUAGUGAGAUAGCAUUGUUUAGCAGAGGGCAUAAUGUUAAAAUGGGGAAUUGCAUCAGUUGUUAUUUUCCGUGUCUCUGUAUCGCUCCUCAAUAAACUUCUUCCUCACAAUGUC